This is a messenger RNA of Paraglomus occultum, 774 nucleotides long. NCBI's taxonomy places the organism in Eukaryota, Fungi, Glomeromycota, Glomeromycetes, Paraglomerales, Paraglomeraceae. The record is from the annotation of a GenBank genome assembly.
AUGGAGGCAAUGAUGGCAGAGUUCAAUAGAAAGUUACAAGACCUCAGAACAUCGCUGCUGCUACGUGUAGACGAACCGAAUGAAGAAAUGAAUUUGAUACUUUUGAAUAUGCACAACAUACUAGGCGAACUUGAAAAUCAUGUAUCUUACAUGUCGUCGUUUCUGUCUGAGGAAAGGGUUUCUAUUGAUCUUGCUCAGGACAUUACAUAUAGAUUGAAAGCACAGUACAGAUGUCUUGAACGUAUACAAAGCAAUCUACCUAAACAUCUGCCCGGGACUGCGGAUGCGGCUAUCAGACAAGCUCUGACAGAGAAUCAUGUCAAGAGCAAGAGAUUACAGAAACCCGUUACCAAGACCACGAAAAGAACACAAGAAAAUGACGACUCGGACCGAUUACCCAAAGUAUCGUAUGUGACAAUAUCAGAGUUUGAGAAUGUCCCAAAAUACAUUGUGAAAAGGUUAACGCGUGAGAAAAUAAACGAAGCCAUAGACGAUAUCAACAAAGUCUUUGGUGAAAAGUAUCGGAUACUCAGAAUGAGUCCGAGUUCCAUGUCUCAGAAUAUGAAAGCUCGAUAUUGGGAAUACAAGGAAUCAUACAUUGAUGAAACCAAGGAACGACCGUAUAUAACAGAAAAAGAUUUAAAGUCAUCAAACGUUCGAAUAAAAUUCAAACCAGACAUUGCUGGCAAAACCGUCUUGGCACUGUUAAGACACAUUGGAAGGAUAAAGGAGAUAAGAGGCGGCGGAUAUACGCGAUAUGUGUUGACUGGAUGA